This is a messenger RNA of Perca fluviatilis (European perch), 1868 nucleotides long. It is a transcript of the gene lmo4b, whose product is annotated as LIM domain only 4b. The transcript is spliced from 5 exons. Lineage: Eukaryota; Metazoa; Chordata; Actinopteri; Perciformes; Percidae. The coding region runs from base 494 to 991 and encodes 165 amino acids. The record is from RefSeq and is a predicted model, not a curated record.
UGGAGGUUUUUUCCUGUCAGCGACACAUGUAGAACAAGCAGCUAACGGGACCCAGAGAGCAGACCGGAGGACAGUCAAUCAUAGCCUAUGUGCCAGCCUCGUUAUUUCUUUUCCCUUUCUUUUGCCAAAACACGCACUUCUCGGUCUGAGGACAUCACGGCACGCGUAGACCUGUAAUUACGCCUUGCAAUGGACUCCUUCUGUUCCAGCGAAAAAAAGAACACUAAAGCAGCAACAGUAAAACGGGAACCAUCCAGUGGAAAUACUAUCUGAUAACUCCAUUUGCUCGGCACUCCGCUUGUUGCCAGUGAACAUCCGAGCUCAAGUCCUCACUGUCCUCACUGUCGCGCGGAGCUGGAGGCCGACCGCGCGCGAUACUGUAUCGCUUUUUACCUGUACUUUUUGGGACUGUUAUAGCCUGCCUGUUUACCUGCAUACCCAGCAAGUCAUUAACUUUACAACCAUUACUCUUAAACGAGACAAACGAGGGACAAUGGUGAAUCCCGGAGGCAGCAGCCAGCCACCACCCGUGGGCACAGGUUCUCUGUCCUGGAAGCGGUGUGCAGGGUGCGGGGGCAAAAUCGCAGACCGUUUCCUCCUUUACACCAUGGACAGCUACUGGCACAGCCGAUGCCUCAAGUGCUCAUGCUGCCAGGCCCAGCUGGGCGAAAUCGGCACGUCGUGCUACACAAAAAGCGGCAUGAUCCUCUGUAGAAACGACUAUAUCAGAUUAUUUGGGAACAGUGGAGCUUGCAGCGCUUGUGGUCAGUCCAUUCCAGCCAGUGAACUGGUGAUGAGGGCACAGGGCAAUGUGUACCACCUCAAGUGUUUCACUUGUUCCACCUGCCGGAACCGGCUCAAUCCCGGGGAUCGGUUUCACUACAUCAACGGCAGCCUGUUCUGCGAACACGACAGACCCACAGCACUCAUCAACGGCCAUUUGAGUUCGCUGCAGACGAACCCACUACUGCCCGACCAGAAGGUGUGUUAGACGGGGAGCCAUGCAGGAAGCAGGAUGUGUGCCUUCAUUUAAGCCCUUACUCAUUGUCACCCAAGACAGCGUGGAUCAGCAGCACCCCCAGGCCCUUUGCCCCCAAAGGAACCCUCUACCCAUCUUAACCAGUUACCUGACCUUUUAUUUCUGCUAACCCAUACCCAAAAACGCUCAGCCUUCAACCUUGGCUUUUCCCCAAAUAUGGGCGGAUACUUGCACUUAAUGCACCUGUUACGGGACGCUGAGGACUCCAUAACCCUUGGAAUAAAAAAAAUAAAAAAAUAAAAUAAAAAAAGAGACUGAUCAGAAUCCAAGGGGACUCUUGAGGAAGAGAAAAUUAAGUAACACACAAGAGGAUGUUGUGACUGAAGUGAGGGGAAGAGAAAAAAAAGACUAAUGAUGUUAAAGAGAUGCAGGCUUUUCAACUCUGCAUAUUUGGUUUCAAGACAUUUUUAGGGGAAAAACCUGGGACUUUUUGAUUUUUUUUUUUUUUUUGCUUUCUUCCUUUUCUAUCCUCAUUUCCCAACAACAUGGUGUUUCCACUUUAUAUAUUUUAAGUGUUGUCGAAGGGGAAUGUUUUUUUCUUUUUCUUUGAUGGUAUAUAUAGAAAAAGAUGGGGUUUUAAAAAAAAGAAGAAAAAAAAAAAUCUGUGGCUUUUUGUGGAAAACAAAUCAUGAACACUCUCUUGGUGUAUUUGUAAAACUACCAUGUAUGUACAGUAUGCAUGUAAAUGUCGUUGUCGAGGCGUGGCUACAGUACAUCUGGUCCUCACCCCUCCCCUCUCCAAACCUAAAAGGAUGGCAAACGGAAAGAAACUUGCUCAUAGUUAGUAAUGUAGAGAUCAUCAUCAUCAACAUAUAAAUGCUGAAUGAAA